Trypanosoma rangeli is the source of this 1656-nucleotide messenger RNA. RefSeq names its product putative regulator of transcription factor TFIID. Gene Ontology annotation, cellular component: CCR4-NOT core complex; P-body. Gene Ontology annotation, biological process: nuclear-transcribed mRNA catabolic process, deadenylation-dependent decay. The record is from RefSeq and is a predicted model, not a curated record. Gene Ontology annotation, molecular function: molecular adaptor activity. NCBI's taxonomy places the organism in Eukaryota, Euglenozoa, Kinetoplastea, Trypanosomatida, Trypanosomatidae. The transcript has a single exon. The coding region runs from base 1 to 1656 and encodes 551 amino acids.
AUGGAUAUCAAUGGUCAACGAACGCACGGGACGUCGUCUGAGAUCUCCACUUCCGCCACGACCUCGUCGUCGGGGACGACCUCAAGCAGCAAGAACCCACCACAGUACGAGUACAUUUUGACCCUUCGUAGGCAGGGCCAGCUGGAAGCCCACCAGCUUGGGACCUUCUUGAGCCUCUCCAUUCGCUUCUGCGUGGAGCACUACGCCACGAAAACGUUGGAGUUGGAGCGUGCCAGUCCAUCGACGCUGCCUAAUGUCUUAACGGCCGAGUGGAAGCCCGGUAACGCCCCCCCGCACCGCUACCCAUACGACGGCAGACUCUUUGCAAAAGUAGACGCUUUUUCGGAUCUGGCGAUGGUGCUACUAUACUAUUGCUCUUUAAAGAACGAUACCCGCCAGCUUCUCUCCCUGCUUCGGCGCAUUCUGGAUGCCUUUCAGCGCACCCUUAUUGACCACCACCAGAACGUGGUGCUGCAGUUGCAGCAGAAGCAGCACCCUCUCUUCGCCAAACCAGAGCUUCCCACCGAUACGGCCUACGUGCCUGUGUUCCAGCAACAACCGUAUGUGCGUUUUUUCAGUAACCUCUUCGCAACGCUGGUACGCACUGAUGCACCAAACCGUGAGACGACAGAGCAAGUCACGCAGGCCUUUGCGGAAUUACUGCACCGGUUGUCGCCGAUGAAGUAUCCCGCAUUCGCCUUUGGAUGGUUGGAGCUUGUAAGCCACCGCAUCUUUUUGAAUCGUUGCCUGCGCACCUUGGCGCUGUGGCCGUACUAUGUUGCUUUGCUGGUGCAGGGACUGGAGUUCAUCGAGUACUUCACCCGUGAUGAGACGAUUCCGAAGAACGUUCUCGUCUUCUACAAGGCCUUCUUCAAGCUGAUGCUAGUUCUUACUCACGACUACUCGCGGUUCCUUAUCACCUACCACUACCAGUUUUGUGACGCCAUUCCACCGUACUGUGUACAGCUGCUUAACACGGUCUUGUGCUCCUUCCCGUCUGGGGUAAAGCUGCCAGAGUUCUUUCAGCGCGUGCCGGAUGAUAGCCCUGAGAUGCGGAAACCGCUGAGCACGGAUAACCAGGUGAAGUGCAUUGAGGAGAGCUUCUUGCAGCACGGCUUUGAUGGUAGUCAGUUGGCGGAGCAGAUACGCAGCGAACGCCCGAUAGAUGAAGUGUACAUGCGGACCGUCGUGGAAAAGCUGCAGUCCCUUAACACGUGGCGGUUGAUGAGCGCCGUUGUUCUCCACGUCUGCAUCGUGUACCUUGAGGAGAGUGAGCUCAUUAUCAAGCCCGACUUUGCAGAGUCAAACGCCAUGCAAUUCUAUCGCUACCUUGCUGCCACACUGGACCAUAAGCACCGAUACCACUUUCUCUGCUCCUGCGCCAACCACCUUCGCUACCCGAACUGUCAGACGAACUUCUUCAUGAAGGUUGUUCUGCAGUUGUUCCUCCCGCACCAGUCGAUCCGCAACCCGGCAACGCGGCUCUGCAUUCAGGAGCAGAUUACCCGCGUGGCGGUAGAGAAGACCCUCAUCAUUCAGCCGCACCCAUGGGGUGUGCUCAGCACGUUUAUGGAGCUCGAUGCGGGGGCCAGAGUACGGCUUCUGGGAGAAGAGUUUUAUCAGCUGCACAUCGUUCCUAGAGAGCAUGUUCCAUAA